AUGGCGUCUCGGGACAGCUCCAACAACCUCUUGAAUAAACAGGGAUCGAAGUUUGGCAUCUGCUACGCUUUUCGCGACGGUAUCUGUCGCUUUGGAAAAAACUGCCGCUUUCGUCACUCGAGUGGCCCUAGAAAGGUGUCUGGUGAGUCCACGGCGGAAGCGAAGCCUUCCGGGGAGACCCAGCGGAAAGUCGCGGGCAAGGAGGACGAGAGAGCCUCUUCUCAGAAGAGUCUUCUGGACCUGAGGGUUGGCCUUCUGUGUGAUCGGCAUGAUAGUAAGACGUGUGUCGUCGGUUUCUCGUUUUGA
Perkinsus marinus ATCC 50983 is the source of this 306-nucleotide messenger RNA. RefSeq lists its product as hypothetical. NCBI's taxonomy places the organism in Eukaryota, Perkinsozoa, Perkinsida, Perkinsidae. Gene Ontology annotation, molecular function: metal ion binding. The coding region runs from base 1 to 306 and encodes 101 amino acids. The record is from RefSeq and is a predicted model, not a curated record. The transcript is spliced from 2 exons.